AAAGUAUUGGUUUUGGUUUUUGUGGCACAGAUGUUAACUGGAUAAGACACUUUAUUCGCAUGCUUUUCAUAAAGGGCUACACAAAGAAAGACAGCUCACAAAAAAUCGAAUCUUGGAUCACAGCAAUUGGUUAGAGGUUCCGCACAAAAGAGGCAUCAUGUCGAUGGGAUUGGAGAUCGUUGGGAUUGCCCUGGGCAUCAUUGGUUGGAUCAUUGGCAUCGUUGCUUGCGCUCUGCCCAUGUGGCGUGUGACGGCCUUCAUCGGUCAAAAUAUCGUCACGGCCCAGAUCACCUGGGAGGGUUUAUGGAUGAGUUGUGUUGUGCAGAGCACCGGACAGAUGCAAUGUAAGAUCUACGACUCCAUGCGGGCCCUGUCGCAGGACCUCCUGGCCUCACGAGCCAUGACCAUCAUCUCCAUCAUCUUGGCAGUCCUGGCUGUAAUAAUCUCCAUCAUGGGCGCCAAGUGUACCAACUGUAUAGAGGAUAAAACCGCCAAGGCAACAGCUAUGAUCGUGUCCGGUGUCCUCUUCAUUCUUGCCGGCAUCCUGGAGCUCAUUUCAGCUGCUUGGGUGGCAAACCAAAUCUUUCGGGACUUCUACAAUCCGUUGGUAGCCAGCGCACAACGGAAUGAGCUUGGGGCAUCGCUCUACAUAUGCUUUGCGGCUGCUGCUUUGUUGCUGAUCGGAGGAGCAAUGCUGUGUUGCUCCUGUCCUCCACAAGAGAAGAAGUACAAGUCACAGAGAAUGGGCUCUAACAGCGUUCUAACAGUGGUGGAAAUGACAGCAUUCCAAUAUUAAGGGUCAUGCUAUGCUAUCAAUAUGUACUUUUUCAGUUUCAUAAGGAUGGUCUAUGGGCAUAUUUUGAGGCACUUAAUGUGUUAAUUAAAGGAGUAGUUCAUCCAAAUAUGAUAAUUCUGUCAUCAUUUACUCACCCUCAUGUAGUUUAAGCCUGUAUGAGUUUUUAUUCUGUUAAACACAAACGAAAAUAUUUUAAUAAAUAAAGGUAGUGACACAGUUGACAGUACUCAUUGACUUCCAUAGUAGGAAAAAGUAAUACUAUGAAAGUCAGUGAAAGUCAAAAUAUCUUGUGUUGAGCAGAAAAAAGAAAAUUAUGAGGAUGAGUAAUGAUGAUAGAAUUUUGUUUUUUUUAAGCCCGCAAUGUUCAGCUUUGUAUUUAGUUGUUCUUUGUAUUAUUGAGACAAAAAUAAAUAAAGGUUUAACUGGUUAAUUUUCUUUUAUAAGCAAAAUGUUUUCAGAUUCAGUGUUCAAUAUUAUAAUGUACAUAGACAGGAAAGGAAGACUUAAACUCAUAUGUUAUAAAAUUUAACUUAAAACUAAAGCCAUGGAAUAAAAAUCAGAUAAAUAAUCAUGUUUGCUAUUUAGAUAUUAAAGUUUUUUUUACAUGUAUUUAAAAUGGUGAUUGCUAACAACUGUACAUGAUACUACAAAUGUUGUUGGGAACUUUAAAUGUCAUCAUGCA
Misgurnus anguillicaudatus (oriental weatherfish) is the source of this 1478-nucleotide messenger RNA. RefSeq names its product claudin-3-like. Lineage: Eukaryota; Metazoa; Chordata; Actinopteri; Cypriniformes; Cobitidae. Gene Ontology annotation, cellular component: bicellular tight junction; membrane. Gene Ontology annotation, molecular function: structural molecule activity. The record is from RefSeq and is a predicted model, not a curated record.